GGUGUUAUGGACGCACUGGGCAACCCUCUUCCAGCCGUUACCCAUGGCAACCAGGUAAACGCACUCCAUGGCGGAACAUAACACAGGUCGCCGAUCCAAUCAAGUUUCGUUCCACCUGUGUUACCAUGGCUACUGAUGAUUCCCAGACAGUUCUCACCUGUAUAAGUUGUGACGAUGUAAUCACAGUCCCCGUGACACUCCACUGCGGCCACAGCUUUUGUGGGUCGUGUGUCACCAACCACACCCACCACACCCAGCAACAGCAGGACGCCACACCUGGAGACGUUCUCUGUUGCCCCCUGUGUGAGGGGGAGACAAGAGUGCCUCACCCCCAGCGACCCCUUGAGGAAUGGGUGGGGCAGGUGAGAGGGGUCACCUCUGUCAAGAAUCUCGUUGGUACCGUUGCAGAAGAUGGAGUGGCUGAACACACAGACUGCAGCAUCUGUGCGGAUGAGGAAAAAACAAAGAAUGCCGCUGUCUGGUGUCCGGAAUGCGGAGAGUCGAUGUGCUCGGACUGUGAAAGGGUACAUAGAAAACUUCAUACAUCCCACACAGCAUCUGAUGUCACGGGGGACGUGAUAAAAACAGUACCAAGACGUGCAAGAUGUGACAAGCAUGAAGAUGAGGUCAUUGACCUCCUGUGUGAGGACUGCGAUGAAGCCGUGUGUUCCCGAUGUUGCAUCCUGGACCAUAGAGGAUGUAAUAAGGUGGUACCACUAGCAGAAUCAGCUUUAAGAAUAGAUGCCCUUUUGCAGAAGCUGAAAUAUGACCUGAAAACCAAGAUCCCUAAACUGGAAGAACGCAUCGCUGUUUGGAAUGAAAAGGUUGAACAAUAUGCUAGCACUUAUGAAGCGGCAGAAAAAGGGAUCGACGACACAUGCGACGAACUUGUCGCCGAAAUACGACAUCAGCAGAGCCAGUUGAAAGGGCGACUGAAGCAGAGGAAGGAUGAGGCUGAUCUGGUCCUGAUGAAGGAUGUCAGACAUAACGAGAUGCAGCUGAAGGAUGCCCAUCAAAGGAUAAUGUUUGCCAACAAAGCCUUGUCAUCUGCAACCACAAUGGACCAUUAUGAAGUUUACAAGAUAUUCUCAGCUGCUGACGACAAUGACAAGUCGAGAGAAGCUGAUAAACUGGACACCAAAGGUAUUGUGGAUGUUAAGUUUAUGGACAACAAAAGCUCAUUGAUGACGUCUUUGCGAAGGGUGACAGUUGGCCACAUAACCGGGGCGACAGACAAUAAGAACAAGUGCAGUGACGUGAAACGGUUUGAUAUCGGGAGGACAGGAUUGCAUGACCUAACAGUGGUCUCGUUUGAGGGCACUAAAACUAUCGUUGUAACACAACCUGAAGAUAGAAUGGUGCAUUUGUUUCAUAUAUCAACGGGAAAAUCCAGCAGCAGUUAUCUAAAAUUGGACAGUCACCCAUACGGUAUUACAAACUUAGACUCGCCAAAGGCUGUCACCGCAGUUCCAAAGAAGAAACAAUUAGUGGUUCUUUCUGUAAGUCCCAAACUGCAAAAAGACUCGAUAAUCAAAACCCAGCUACGCUAUAUCGGGUUGGCCUGCUUGGACUCUACAACACUGGCAGCAAGUGGGGAGGAGGUAGGCGUCAUUGACGUCAUCGAUCUCUCAGGGACGAGACUCCGAUGUUUUGGUGUUGACAUGUUUGUUAAACCUCUGUUCUUGCAUGCAACACUGGACAACAAGCUCCUCGUGUCGGACUGGAAAUGUAACAAGGUUGUGUGUGUGAAUAUUGACGGAUCACUGGAGUUUGAGUACCAGCCCGGGGAGAGCUUUAUGAUGAGUCGUCCGCUCGGGGUGUGUCAGGGCGGGGCAGGAGGCAUCUACAUAGCAGACAGGAACAACCAUAAGGUGAUUCAGCUGAGCCCAACAGGGGGGUUUGUGAGAGAUAUACUCACCUUUGCUGAUGAGGUGUCCGAUCCACGAGCUGUGUAUGUGGAUGAGGAUAAUGUGAUGUACGUGUCUGUGGAUGAUAGGUACAUCCACACACACGACAUCAGUGAUGGAACUUAGGAAAUGCAUGUAUUGGUAUCAUUUCCGUGUCACAAUAUAAUUUGUUGGGCGAGAAAAUGAACAUAGCAACCAUCAUUGUGAGUUUAUGUGCUAGGAUACAUAUAUCUGCAUUGGCUGGAGAUGCGUACAAAGGUGAUAAAUAAUAAUGCUACCUAACCAGAUAGUCAUCAUCUUCCCGAGGCAGGGGAGUUAACUUACUAAAAGUUCAGUUUCCACACUUGCCGCACAAGGCUGGAAUAAUGAGUUUUAGUUUGGCUGUACUAACGAGUCUAUGUAUAGUCCAAUCCAAAUCGCGUAAGGAAAUCGACAUCCGGUUCCUAAAAUGUCAUGCAGAUUUCGGUCGUUUGCAGGAUUUCCAAAGCAUGUGUACCGACAACUUAGCGUUCAUGGGAUAUUUUCCAUAUCUUUUCAUGUUUCUAAUAAAGGCGCUAAUGUGAUUUGAUGCACUUAGCGAAGUAUGACCGUGUUAUUACAAUAUAGAUCUUGAUCAUCGAUCAGAUCGUCUUCACUGGGCGACGCCGUUUUAUUUGAACCAAAUGAAAGUUAUAUGAGAGAUGGAAUCUGAAGGGACCCGUGAAGACCCGGUAAGAGAAUAGAGCUUCAGCAACCCAUGCUUGCCGUAAA
Messenger RNA from Haliotis rufescens (red abalone), 2657 nucleotides. RefSeq lists its product as uncharacterized. NCBI's taxonomy places the organism in Eukaryota, Metazoa, Mollusca, Gastropoda, Lepetellida, Haliotidae. The transcript has 4 exons. The record is from RefSeq and is a predicted model, not a curated record. Gene Ontology annotation, molecular function: zinc ion binding; protein binding. Bases 126 to 2033 code for a protein of 635 amino acids.